UCUUACGUAGUGUUUCAUACCUCAGGUUUUGAGUUAAAAGAAAAUUCUCAAUUAUGUUCAAGUUACUCUUGAUUCUUGGACUGUGCUUUGUGCAGAUUUUUGCUGAAGCUUCUCACCCAAGAUUCUCUUGUGAUUUUGACUCUGUUCAUGGUGUCCCAUCUCAACCUGCCGAUACUCUUCCGUACAAUUUGCAAGUUUCCGGAUAUGACUACAAUCCUGGCACCACAAUUACCGUGACAAUUGAUGGAGAUACCUUCCGUGGCUUUUAUAUUCGCGCAUUUGAUGAAGCAUCCCGAGAACCUUUGGGGACGUGGAAGGAGUCAACCUCCCUCCAUGCAAUGGACAGAUGCAAUGCAGCCAUCCAAGCUGAUCGCGAAGAUAAAGAAUCCGUUGAGCUUAAAUGGAAUUCUCCUCCAGAAGGAAGUGGAAAAGUUUACUUCAAGGCUCUAGUCAUGAAGGAUUAUUCGACUUAUUGGUCUGACCUGAUCUUGAAGGAAAACUAAAGUUACCAAUUACCAAUGAAUAAAAAAAAGCUUAGUAGUCUGCUCGUAGUCUUCACCGGGAUCUUUAUCAAAGAAAUAUGUAUGUUAAACGAAUAAAAAUAAAUGAUUGAUUUACAA
Messenger RNA from Lutzomyia longipalpis, 620 nucleotides. Its product is annotated as putative defense protein 2. The transcript is spliced from 3 exons. Gene Ontology annotation, molecular function: oxidoreductase activity, acting on metal ions. Lineage: Eukaryota; Metazoa; Arthropoda; Insecta; Diptera; Psychodidae. Bases 54 to 503 code for a protein of 149 amino acids. The record is from RefSeq and is a predicted model, not a curated record.